UGAAAAUCUAAGAAAUGAACAAAUUACGGCAAAGCUUUAGGAGAAAGAAAGAUGUCUAUGUCCCAGAGGCCAGUAGGCCUCAUCAGUGGCAGACUGAUGAAGAAGGUGUUCGUACUGGCAAAUGUAGCUUUCCUGUUAAGUACCUGGGACAUGUUGAAGUGGAUGAAUCCAGAGGAAUGCAUAUCUGUGAAGAGGCUGUGAAGAGACUGAAAUCUCUACCUACAGUAAUAGCGCUCGACUUGUCCCCCCUGUUCCUCCAGGAAAGGAAGUUCUUCAAAGGCUUCUUUGGAAAAACUGGAAAGAAGGCGGUUAAAGCAGUCCUGUGGGUUUCAGCGGAUGGACUCAGAGUUGUAGAUGAGAAAACAAAGGAUCUUAUAGUUGAUCAGACAAUAGAGAAGGUUUCUUUCUGCGCACCAGACAGAAACUUUGACAGGGCGUUCUCAUAUAUCUGUCGAGAUGGCACUACGAGACGCUGGAUGUGCCACUGCUUUAUGGCCGUAAAGGACACGGGGGAAAGGUUGAGUCAUGCCGUGGGCUGUGCAUUUGCAGCAUGCCUGGAGCGAAAGCAGAAGCGAGAGAAGGAGUGUGGAGUGACUGCCACCUUUGAUGCCAGCAGAACCACAUUCACUAGAGAGGGGUCAUUCAGGGUCACUACAGCUACUGAACAAGCAGAAAGAGAGGAAAUUCUGAGACAGAUGCCGGAUGCUAAAGCUGAACCAGAAGUGAAAACAGUAGCGCCAAGUGCUGCACCAAACAAUACUGCUCCCUCUCCUGGCUCGCCAACCUCUCCUACGGCUGAUGUUGCUGCCUCUCUGGAUAAAGAAAUGAACAAUCCCCACGCUAUUCCUCGAAGGCAUGCCCCUAUAGAACAGCUUGCCAGGCAGGGUUCCUUCAGGGGUUUCCCUGCCCUUAGCCAAAAGAUGUCUCCUUUUAAGCGCCAAUUGUCUUUGCGAAUAAACGAGCUGCCUUCAACAGUGCAAAGGAAGACUGACUUCCCUAUGAAAAACUCAGUCCCUGAGGUAGAAGGGGAAGUCGACAGCAUUAGUGCCCUCUGCUCUCAAAUCACCAAUGCUUUCAGCACACCAUCGGAAGAUCCUUUCUCUUCAGCCCCCAUGACAAAACCAGUCACAGUAGUUGCACCACAGUCCCCUGCCUUUCAAGUUAAUGGCACUGCCUCUGCCUUCUGUGUGCUUGCUGCUAAACCAUCCCAAGCCGCUGUAGUGUCCACAGCUAUGCCAGUUCGUGAAACCAAUCCCUGGGCUCAUGCUCCUGCUGCUAGUACUGGAGCUGCAGCCAUGGUCUCUGGAGCUGAGUGGAGCACCUCCUCAGGUGCAGCCUCACCAAGUCUCUUCCAAGGAAAUCACAGACGUACUCCUUCAGAGGCAGACCGCUGGUUGGAAGAGGUCUCAAAGACUGUCAGAGCCCAACAGCAGCCAGCCCCAGCCCCGCAGCCACUACUCCAACCUCCUCCAGCAACUUCCCAGUCAGCACCAGCUUUCCCAGUGAACACCUUCAUUGCACCUCAGCCUGUGCCGGUUGGUGUGGUGCCGCCCAUGCAGCCGGCAUUUAUUCCAGCUCAGCCCUAUGCUGUAGCGAAUGGAAUGACCUAUGCCGCUCCGAGCGUACCUGUGGUUGGAAUCACGCCUUCCCAGAUGGUAGCCAAUGUCUUUGGUACUGCAAGUCACACUCCAGCAGCCCAUCCUCAUCAGUCACCCAGUCUUGUUAAACAGCAGACGUUCCCGCAGUAUGAAACCAACAGUGCUACGACCAGCCCUUUCUUCAAGCCACCUGCACAGCAUAACGGCUCUGCAGCUUUCAAUGGAGUUGAUGGUGGCAAAUGGGCUGCAGAGGACAAGCAUUCACAGCCUCCCGCAGCCGCUCCACAGGUAGACCCGUUUGAAGCACAGUGGGCAGCACUAGAGAGCAAGGCAAAGCAACGCACUAAUCCCUCGCCAACUAACCCCUUCUCAAGUGAUUUACAGAAAACAUUUGAGAUUGAACUUUAAACAGUCCUGCAAGGGUAAGUUGUAUAUUAGUAGAGAGGGAUAAAGGGAGCUGGGGAAGGGGGGGGAGGGGCCUUGUUUCUGAUCAGUUUGCUUUGAUAAUCCCAAAAAAAAGUCCCUUCAAAUGAAAAAUGGGUUAGGAAAAAGGAACAAUCAUGGGGAGGGUAUAAACAUACAAAGAAUUGAAUGUGCUAUUCUUAAGAGGAGUCCUGAAACCAGCCCAGUCUGCAGUCCCUCCUCACUUGGAAAGCUGGAAGUCAAACAGAGCAAAGAAGGGCAUCAGUCUCGAAGCCUGUUCUGCAGAGACAUCAAUGAUCUCACAGAAAGGAAGACAAAUAUUGUACCUGUGUCCUUCACAUGCCCUGUGAGUCCUGGACUUUGCCCCACCUCCACUCCCCCAUGGGAAAGAGAGAGGUGUUGGCCGGGGGGCGGGGGGGUGGAGUAUGGGAGGGAGGUUGUCACCUGCUUAGCAAAAGCUAGGUUUGUGGAAAAAGUUGAGCUUCCAUUUUUGAGUAACAAAGUGAAUAUUAUAUAUAAAGAAUAAAGUAAAGCCAAAAUCUUUAUUUUUAUGCAUUUAGAAUAUUUUAAAUAGUUGGAUAUUAAAAGCUGUAUGAGUUGUA
This is a messenger RNA of Struthio camelus australis, 2623 nucleotides long. Lineage: Eukaryota; Metazoa; Chordata; Aves; Struthioniformes; Struthionidae. The record is from RefSeq and is a predicted model, not a curated record.